This is a messenger RNA of Pieris macdunnoughi, 312 nucleotides long. Lineage: Eukaryota; Metazoa; Arthropoda; Insecta; Lepidoptera; Pieridae. The record is from the annotation of a GenBank genome assembly.
AUGCUUCAGCUGGAGGUUUUGGAUUUGUGCUCAAACGAUAUUUAUUUGGGCAAAGACUGCUUACUGCUUGUUGUUACUAAGGCUCUAGCAGCUCACGAGGAUGCAGAGGAAACAGGCGAUGGACCUGAAAAGAAAAUAACUCGACUCGCGAUUGGUGUUGAAGGAAGUUUUGAUCCCGAAUAUGUAAAACGGAAGUACACAUACACAGACCACUAUAAUGUGGUGGUGUUACCUGACUACCACGUGUUCCCGUGGCCUAAUGAUGCAUUACCUGAAGUGGUAAGUCGGAAGGCUACGUUUGAUUUAGUAUAA